GCCGCCGAUCUCAACAGUGUCCAAGUCCGGCUCAGUAUUCAGGGCGAUGGGGGUCGCUCCUUAUCUCUGUCUCCUCCUGUCUUGUCUGGCAGGCGUGCGGUCCGAGAUCGUACUGAGACAGCCAAGGUCAGCGGUGGUAAAGCUUGGUCAGUCUCACAGACUGACCUGUGCGGUCAGAGGGUUCGAUAUCAGCAGCUGCUACAUGUACUGGGUGAGACAGGUUCCCGGGAAAGAGAGGGAGCGGUUGGUAUCGUAUUAUAGUGAAAGUUACAAGUAUUACGCGCCUGGAGUCCAGAGCCGGUUCACCGCUUCCAAGGACAGCAACAACUUUUAUCUGCAAAUGAACAGCCUGAGAGUGGACGACACGGCCACCUAUUACUGUGUGAAGGGCUGCUAUUACGAGAAGUGGGAUACUAUACGGCAGUACAGUGCAGGGUAUUGUGAUAGUACUGUACUAGGGAUUGGGUACGAUAGCGGUCUUUAUUACUGGGGAGGAGGAACCUCGCUGGUGACUUCAGAAUUGUCUGUCUUUAUUCAAAAUCCCAACAUUGAAGAGAUAUGGAUCGACAAGACGGCUACCGUGAAGUGCACGGUUCUCUGUACAGAUCCCGAAGAUAUCCACAUCUCUUGGCAUGUGGGCGGGAAUGAGAAAACUAGUGGACCUGUCAGACAUCAAGCGGAGAGGGACGGGUCCCGACACAGAGUGCUCAGCGAACUCCAGAUCAGUGUGGAGGAGUGGUUCAGUGGGGUGGAGUACGAGUGCUCUGCUCAGGAAUCUCCUUCAUCUUCCCGAGUGUCAGCACGAACUAAAGGCACCAAAGUCCAGAUAAAAAGUCCCAAGGUCAGUCUGCUGCCUCCACAGGAAGAGACCAAGAAAAGGAAAAUGGCCACACUGGAAUGUGUGGUCUCUGGAUUCUACCCGGACCAAAUAAAUGUCAUCUGGGAGAAAGGCAGCACCGUGAUCACCUCCAACACCGGCGCUACACCGACCGCUCUGGAGCAAGGGUGGACUUUCAGUACCAGACACUUCCUGACCAUGAGUUUACAGGAGUGGAAUACAGAAUCAGUCUUCAGCUGUACAGUGAAUCAUCCCCCCUCCAACACCCGUAUCAAGAAGCAAGUGAAGAACGUCCCAGAAUUGCAUGUCUUUAUUCAAAAUCCCUACAUUGAAGAGAUGUGGAUCGACAAGACUGCUAUCGUGAAGUGCACAGUUAUCUGUACAGAUCCGAGAAAAUUAAGCAUCACUUGGUACGUGGGCAGCAGGGUGAAAACUACAGGAACUGUCAGACGUCAACCACAGAGGGACGGGUCCCGAUACAGAGUCCUCAGUGAACUCCAGAUCAAUGUGGAGGAGUGGUUCAGUGGGGUGGAGUACGAGUGCUCUGCUCAGGAAUCUCCUUCAUCUUUCCGAGUGUCAGAACGAACUAAAGGCACCAAAGUCCAGAUAAGAAGUCCCAAGGUCAGUCUGCUGCCUCCACCUCAGGAAGAGACCAAGAAAAGGAAAACAGCCACACUGGAGUGUGUGGUCUCUGGAUUCUACCCGGACCAAAUAAGUGUCAUCUGGGAGAAAGACAACACCGUGAUCACCUCCAGAACCAGUGCUACACCAACUGCUCUGGAGAAGGGGUGGACUUUCAGUACCAGACACUUCCUGACCGUGAGUUUACAGGAGUGGAAGACAGAAUCAGUCUUCAGCUGUACAGUGAAUCAUCCCCCCUCCCACACCACUAUCAACAAGCAAGUGAAGAACAUCCAAGAAUUGUCUGUCUUUAUUCAAAAUCCGGACAUUGAAGAGAUGUGGAUCGACAAGACGGCUACCGUGAAGUGCACGGUUAUCUGUACAGAUCCCGAAGAUAUCCACAUCUCUUGGCACGUGGGCGGGAAGGAGAAAACUAGUGGACCUGUCAGACAUCAAGCGGAGAGGGACGGGUCCCGACACAGAGUGCUCAGCGAACUCCAGAUCAGUGUGGAGGAGUGGUUCAGUGGGGUGGAGUACGAGUGCUCUGCUCAGGAAUCUCCUUCAUCUUCCCGAGUGUCUGCACGGACCAAUAGUACCAAAGUUGAGAUAAGAAGGCCCAAGGUCAGACUGCUGCCUCCACCUCAGGAAGAGACCAAGAAAAGGAAAACAGCCACACUGGAGUGUGUUGUGUCCGAUUUCUAUCCAGACCAAAUAAAUGUCAUCUGGGAGAAAGACAGCACCGUGAUCACCUCCAAUACCAGCACUACACCGACUGCCCUGGAGCAGGGGUGGACUUUCAGUGCCAGACACUUCCUGACUGUGAGUUUAGAGGAGUGGAAGACAGAAUCAGUCUUCAGCUGUACAGUGAUUCAUCCCCCUUCCAACACCCGUAUCAAGAAGCAAGUGAAGAACGUCCCAGAAUUGUCUGUCUUUAUUCAAAAUCCCGACAUUGAAGAGAUGUGGAUCGACAAGACUGCUACCGUGAAGUGCACGGUUCUCUGUACAGAUCCCAACGAUAUCCACAUCUCUUGGCACGUGGGCGGUAAGGAGAAAACUAAAGGAAUUCACAUCCAUCAAGCGGAGAGGGACGGGUCCCGAUACAGAGUGCUCAGCGAACUCCAGAUCAAUGUGGAGGAGUGGUUCAGUGGGGUGGAGUACGAGUGCUCUGCUCAGGAAUCUCCUUCAUCUUCCCAAGUGUCAGCACGGACCAAUAGUACCAAAGUCGAGAUAAAAAGUCCCAAGGUCAGACUGCUGCCUCCACCUCAGGAAGAGACCAAGAAAAGGAAAAUGGCCACACUGGAGUGUUUGGUCUCUGGAUUCUACCCAGACCAAAUCAAUGUCAUCUGGGAGAAAGACAACACCGUAAUCACCUCCAACACCAGUGCUACACCGACUGCUCUGGAGCAGGGGUGGACUUUCAGUACCAGACACUUCCUGACCAUGAGUUUACAGGAGUGGAAUUCAGAAUCAGUCUUCAGCUGUACAGUGAUUCAUCAAACCUCCAACAGCAGUAUCAAGAAGCAAGUGAAGAACAUCCCAGAAUUGUCUGUCUGUAUUCAAAAUCCCAGCAUUGAAGAGAUGUGGAUCGACAAGACUGCUACCGUGAAGUGUACGGUUCUCUGUACAGAUCCAGAAUAUAUCCUCAUCUCUUGGCACGUGGGCAGGAAAGAGAAAACUAAAGGAAUUCACACCCAUCAAGCGGAGAGGGACGGGUCCCGAUACAGAGUGCUCAGCGAACUCCAGAUCAGUGUGGAGGAGUGGUUCAGUGGGGUGGAGUACGAGUGCUCUGCUCAGGAAUCCCCUUCAUCUUCCCGAGUGUCAGCACGGACCAAUAGUACAAAAGUCAAGAUAAAAAGUCCCAAGGUCAGACUGCUACCUCCACCUCAGGAACAGACCAGGAAUAGGAAAACAGCCACACUGGAGUGUGCUGUGUCUGAUUUCUACCCAGACGAAAUAAAUGUCAUCUGGGAGAAAGACAGCACCGUGAUCACCUCCAACACCAGCGCUACACCGACCACUCUGGAGCAGGGGUGGACAUUCAGUGCCAGACACUUCCUGACCGUGAGUUUACAGGAGUGGAAGAGAGAAUCAGUCUUCAGCUGUACCGUGAUUCAUCCCCCUUCCAACACCCGUAUCAAGAAGCAAGUGAAGAACGUCCAAGAAUUGUCUGUCUUUAUUCAAAAUCCCAACAUUGAAGAGUUGUGGAUCAAAAAGACUGCUACCGUGAAGUGUACGGUUAUCUGUACAGAUCCCAAAGAUAUCCAUAUCUCUUGGCAUGUGGGCGGGAAGGAGAAAACUAAAGAACAUGUCAUCCAUCAAGCGGAGAGGGAUGGGUCCCGAUACAGAGUUGUCAGCGAACUCCAGAUCAGUGUGGAGGAGUGGUUCAGUGGGGUGGAGUACGAGUGCUCUGCUCAGAUAUCUCCUUCAUCUUCCCGAGUGUCAGCACGGACCAAUAGUACCAAAGUCGAGAUAAAAAUUCCCAAGGUCAGACUGUUACCACCAACUCAGGAAGAGACCAAGAAUAGGAAAACAGCCACACUGGAGUGUGUUGUGUCCGAUUUCUAUCCAGACCAAAUAAAUGUCAUCUGGGAGAAAGACAGCACCGUGAUCACCUCCAACACCAGCGCUACACCGACCGCUCUGGAGCAGGGGUGGACUUUCAGUACCAGACACUUCCUGACCGUGAGUUUACAGGAGUGGAAGACAGAAUCAGUCUUCAGCUGUACAGUGAUUCAUCCCCGCUCCAACACCCGUAUCAAGAAGCAAGUGAAGAACGUCCAAGAAUUGUCCGUCUUUAUUCAAAAUCCCAACAAUGAAGAGAUGUGGAUCGACAAGACUGCUACCGUGAAGUGCACGGUUCUCUGUACAGAUCCCAAAGAUAUCCACAUCUCUUGGUACAUGAGCGGGAAGGAGAAAACUAAAGGAAUUCACACCCAUCACGCUGAGAGGGACGUGUCCCGAUACAGAGUGCUCAGCGAACUCCAGAUCAGUGUGGAGGAGUGGUUCAGUGGGGUGGAGUACGAGUGCUCUGCUCAGGAAUCUCCUUGAUCUUCCUGCGUGUCAGCAAGGACCAAUAGUACCAAAGUCAAGAUAAAAAAUCCCAAGGUCAGUCUGCUGCCUCUACCUCAGGAAGAGACCAAGAAAAGGAAAACAGCCACACUGGAGUGUGUGAUCUCUGGAUUCUACCCGGAUCAAAUAAAUGUUACCUGGGAGAAAGGCAGCUCUGUGAUCACCUCCAACACCAGCACUACACCGACUGCUCUGGAGCAGGGGUGGACUUUCAGCACCAGACACUUCCUGACCGUGAGUUUACAGGAGUGGAAGACAGUAUCAGUCUUCAGCUGUACAGUGAAUCAUCCACCCUCCAACAGCAGUAUCAAGAAGCAAGUGAAGAACAUCCAAGAUGACUGUUCAGAUACCCGCCCCUCAGUCACUUUAAGCAUAUAUUCCUUCAAAGAGAUCUGGAUGAAAGCGACCAUUCUGUGUGAGGUGGUUCACAGUGAUUUACAGGGAUUCAGUGUAACCUGGCAGGUGGAUGGAAGGAAGAGGGAAGAUGGGGUGAGGACUGUGGGUCCACACAGCGACGGAGGUGAAGAAGUGAUCACCAGCAGACUAACAGUCCCUGCUGCAGAGUGGAUCAGUGGGGCUGAGUACUCGUGUGUGAUCGAGGACGAGAGUUUGCCAACACCAGUGAAGAAAUCCAUCAGGAAGGACACAGGUGGUGUUGUGACUUGUCCUCAGGUCUACCUCCUCCCACCUUCAUCGGAUGAGGUUGACACCAAUCAGACAUGUCUGGUCACCAAGUUCUCUCCCGCAGAGGCCAAUGACACCCUUCUGAAGACAGGGUUUGUGAACCAGCCGGUGACCACGGACCCCAGAAAAGGCUGGAACACAAUGACCAGUCAGCUGAAGGUUUCUCCUGAGGAGUGGAAGAGCGGCACCACUUUCUCCUGUGUGGUGGGUCAUGAGUCGCUCACAACCAACCUGUUCCGAAGCAUCAAUAAAUCUCACAGCAAACCCACCCUGGUCAAUGUCUCACUUGUUCUGACUGAUAGUUUUAAAUCUUGUGUGUAAUACCACAUGAAAUCCUGGUUUUGUUAGCUUGAUGAUUAUUAAUGAUCACAAAGCAUUAUUUAGCUGAUUAAAAGAUUAUUACUAUCUGGACUUUUUAAUAUAAUAAAGAAUGAAAUUAAGGUCAAUAACCAAAUUAAACUACAACCAUGAUUCAUCACAAAUCUCUCAGUUACUGCGUAGGUUCUCUGCCACAUUUGAAUGGAUUUCCACCCUGUAUGGGUCUGCACAAUGUAUUCAGUCUUUGUGUCAAUAUACUGAUCCAAGUUCAAUAAAUGUGAUGUGAAUAUGUUUCAGUUGUGAUUUUUGGAGAUGGGAAAUGGUGAACUUUCGACAUGAGGUGGGAAGGUGAUGCACACUCGGGGAGAAAUAGGUGUCUUUGUAUCUAUGGUGCCUAAACCCUUCCAACAUUGGGUAUCCCAGUGAUUAGCUGUGAACUAAUGGUCAGGGACAUUGGAACCUACGGCCAUCUGACAGAUGUGAGAAUGCAAACCACUGACCAGACGUUAUAUCUGAGGCAAAGAUGGUGGAUCACUGUGUGCGGGCUCCUUGCCCUCGCUAACUUUGC
Messenger RNA from Hypanus sabinus (Atlantic stingray), 6098 nucleotides. RefSeq lists its product as uncharacterized. NCBI's taxonomy places the organism in Eukaryota, Metazoa, Chordata, Chondrichthyes, Myliobatiformes, Dasyatidae. The record is from RefSeq and is a predicted model, not a curated record.